This is a messenger RNA of Myotis daubentonii (Daubenton's bat), 1828 nucleotides long. RefSeq names its product CERK like autophagy regulator (gene CERKL). Lineage: Eukaryota; Metazoa; Chordata; Mammalia; Chiroptera; Vespertilionidae. Gene Ontology annotation, biological process: phosphorylation; sphingolipid metabolic process. The record is from RefSeq and is a predicted model, not a curated record. Gene Ontology annotation, molecular function: lipid kinase activity.
CUCAGCCCCGGGUGCGGUUGCUGUGGCAGCGCGGGACGCGGCUAAAGUGGCGACUGCCGGGCCUCCACCUUCUCCUCCUUCUCCAAAUCGCCCUCCUCCACGACCCCAGGCCCCCAGCCCAGCCCGCGGCUCCGCCAUGUCCCGGGGGAGGCGCGGCAGCCGCGUGAGCGCCCUGGAGGGCGGCGGGGAGGAGGCGGCGGCGGCGGCCGCGGGGCCCUCGGUGCCUUGGGCGGUCCCGCAGCAGCCGGCGGCGGCGGCCGAGCAGGUUCUGCUCCGGGGCAUCUUCGAGAUCGGGAGGAGCAGCUGCGACAUGGUGCUGAGCGAGCGGGCUCUGAGGUGGCGGCCCAUUCAGCCCGAGCGCCCCGGGGGCGAUUCCAAGUAUGACUUGCUAUGUAAAGAAGAACGUAUUGAACUCAAGGACAUAUUCUCUGUCAAACUGAAACGGCGUUGUUUUGCUAGUGGACAUGGCACUUUAUUGGGUAUCACACUCUUCAUCUGUUUGAAAAAAGAACAAAAUAAAUUAAAGGAUUCUACACUCGAUCUCAUUAAUUUAAGUGAAGACCACUGCAACAUAUGGUUUCGACAGUUCAAGAAAAUUUUGGCAGGUUUUUCAAACAGACCCAAGUCAUUAAAAAUAUUCCUAAAUCCCCAAAGCCACAAAAAGGAAGCUACACAGAUAUAUUAUGAGAAGGUGGAACCGCUGUUGAAGAUCGCAGGAAUUAAGACUGAUGUAAAAAUAACAGAAUAUGAAGGGCAUGCUCUGUCGCUGCUAAAGGAAUGCGACCUACAGGGAUUUGAUGGCGUCGUCUGUGUUGGUGGAGACGGUUCUGCCAGCGAAGUAGCCCACGCGUUGCUCCUUCGAGCCCAGCAGAGUGCCGGCCUGGAAACAGACCGCAUCCUGACCCCUGCCCGAGCCCAGCUGCCGCUCGGUGUGAUACCGGCAGGCUCUACCAACGUACUGGCACAUUCUCUCCAUGGGACCCCUCACGUGGUAACUGCAACUUUGCACAUUAUAAUGGGGCACAUACAACCGGUCGAUGUCUGCACCUUCAGCACCACUGGCAAGCUUCUUCGCUUCGGGUUCUCGGCCAUGUUUGGCUUUGGUGGGAGGACUUUGGCUCUGGCAGAAAAACAUCGAUGGAUGUCCCCUACCCAACGGAGGGAUUUUGCUGUAAUUAAGGCACUGGCAAAACUUAAGCCAGAGGACUGUGAAAUAUCAUUUUUACCAUUUAACAGCUCUCCAGAUUUACAAGAAAGGAGGGCACAGAAAUCUCCCAAAUCUGACUGCAAUGACCAGUGGCAAAUGAUCCAGGGUCAGUUCUUGAACGUCAGCAUUAUGGCAAUUCCUUGCCUGUGUUCAGUGGCACCUAGAGGCUUGGCACCUGAUACCAGAUUAAAUAAUGGAAGUAUGGCUCUUAUAAUUGCACGGAAUACUUCUCGACCGGAAUUUAUAAAACACCUGAAAAGAUACGCCAGUGUUAAAAAUCAGUUCAAUUUUCCAUUCGUUGAGACUUACACUGUUGAAGAAGUAAAAGUUUAUCCAAGGAAUAAAACAAGUGCACACAGUCUAGAGGAGGAGGAUCAACCACAUGAAACUGCUUCAGAAAACAGUUUCCCCUGGAAUGUAGAUGGCGAUUUAAUGGAAGUUACAUCAGAGGUCCACGUUAAAUUACACCCAAGACUUAUCAAUCUUUAUGGUGAAAGCAUGGAAGAAAUGAAUGAUUCCAAAGUAACAUGUAAUUGUUUAUAACAAAAACAUAUGAACUAAAAUCUUAAUAGGAAUGGACAUAUUUUAAACAGAUAUCCUAACAGGAAAAAAAAAAAUCUU